Ostertagia ostertagi is the source of this 525-nucleotide messenger RNA. The record is from the annotation of a GenBank genome assembly. Lineage: Eukaryota; Metazoa; Nematoda; Chromadorea; Rhabditida; Trichostrongylidae.
AUGUUCUUUCACUUGUCAAUGGAACAUGAAGUUUGCCUUCAUCCCAAGUAUUUCGGUGCAAAUCUAAAUGAAACGAUCAAAAUGAAGCUCUUUGCUGAGGUGGAAGGCACGUGUACGGGCAAGUUUGGAUUCGUCAUCGCUGUUACGACAAUCGAUACAAUAGGGCAUGGACUUAUUCAACCAGGUCGUGGCUUCGUAAUAUAUCCUGUAAAGUACAAAGCGAUUGUAUUCCGGCCUUUCAAGGGCCAGGUUGUUGAUGCUGUGGUUAAUCAGGUCAACAAGGUCGGCAUAUUCUGUGACAUUGGCCCGCUGUCAUGCUUCAUUUCACGACAUUGUAUUCCCCCAGAUAUGGAGUUUGACCCAAACUCAAACCCACCCUGUUAUAAAACUGAAGACGAGACUUCAAUCAUAAAACAGGACGAUGAGAUUCGGGUGAAGCUUAUUGGAACUAGGGUUGACGCCAACGAUAUAUUCGCCAUUGGAACACUCAUGGACGACUUUUUGGGUCUCUGUUCCACUGAAUGA